Cherax quadricarinatus is the source of this 1767-nucleotide messenger RNA. The record is from RefSeq and is a predicted model, not a curated record. NCBI's taxonomy places the organism in Eukaryota, Metazoa, Arthropoda, Malacostraca, Decapoda, Parastacidae.
GAGGAGAAGGGAGGGAGUGACGUCACAGGAGGGGAAUUAAGGGGUGAAACCACUGCCAAAGUCUCACUUCAGUGGCUGACUCUACCUCUGACGGGAGGAAGCAGGUAGCACUUAGGUGGUCGUGAUGGGCGGGACAUGGGGCCCCCUGGUCGUGCUCAGUCUCCUGGUGGUCGCCCAUACCUACGAGGAGACCAAACUAGAGGACGUCGUCGGUGAGUACGACAUCAUGAUGUUCAAAAACCUCCUCCUGAACACAACUCAGCGCCUCCUACAGGCCAUCUCCCGCGUCGAGACCACCGCAGCCAAGGACGAGUCCCUGGCUGAGCUGAAGGAGACGAUGAGGGGGAUCAGUGAGUCUCUAGCGGUUGCCAACCAGCAGGCUAUAGCCGUCCGGGAGAGCGUCAACAAUGGGGCUGAUGCUACCAAAACAGAGUUGCGGAGAUUCCAGGACCAGAUACUGAGCAAGCUCUCUGACGUGAAGCUCUUCAUGGAGCUCAAAACCAAACACAUGGAAGACCAGGUAGCCAAGCUCGGCCGCAUAUCUGUCAACCGCCUUGCAGGAGACUGCCAGGACCUCUACGAAAUGGGUUUCAACGCUUCUGGGGUGUAUUACUUGCAGAAGUUCGGGCGGCAGGUGCUUUGUGAUAUGGAAACAGGGCAGGGUGGCUGGCUCGUCAUCCAGAGAAGAGCGAAGGUAGUCGAACAGGUGGACUUCAACCGCGACUGGCACGAAUACAAGGCCGGCUUUGGUGACCUCGAGGCGGAGUUCUGGGCUGGUAAUGACUUCCUUCACGUUCUCACCAACCAGAAAUCCUACGAACUCAAAAUUGACAUGGUCGACUUCGAGAAGGGAUCUUACUGGGCUUCUUACAGGUGCUACGACGCCCACCUGAACGGCGUGUUCCCGGUGACGCCUGACCGCCAAAACGCCUCCUUCAUCACCUGGUGGGCCCACGAGAACGGCAUGAAGGUACCCCUUGUCCUGAACAGUGUUGCGUUAAGAGUCAAGCCCCGCCUGCAUUAAGCUCCUUUAUUCUUUAUUCCUGCCUAGAGAGAUCUGAGGUCCUUUAUCCCUAAACCAGGGAGCUCAAAGAUCCUUUUUAUCCCUGGCCCAGGGAGCUCAAAGAUCCUUUUUAUACCUGGCCCAGGGAGCUCCUGUACUAGGGAGAUGCUGAACCAUGAAGCUCUAAGGUACCUUUAUCCCAGAACAAGAGAACUCUAAGAUCUCUUGAUCUCUGACGAAGGGAGCUCUGAAGUCUCUAUACCCUGGCUUAAGGAGUACUGAGGUCCAAUCCAUUCCCAGUGUAGUUAUUCAGAGUCCAGGGAACUUCUUUUGGCAAACGACUUAAGGGGGAAGAAGAGAGGUGCCCAUCUCUUAGUGUAUUUACUCUGAGAGAUGAAGGUAGGUAGUAGGUUUUAAACAUGGGAAACCGCCUGAACUACCCUACGUCAAAUCUAUUAUGAAAGCAAUUCAGUAUUGUUGAUAAUGUCUUGUCAUUUCGACAAUGCAUUUUUUUAACCAGUAAUUCAAAGCGCGUGUGCAUGUCUCUAAGGCCAAAAAUCAAUAUAUAUUUUUCCACUAUCUAAGAGGAACAUCUCCACUGCUACUUUGCCAAGUGGUUGAUGUGCACGCAAAUAUAUAUAUACUUUUUUUCUAAGUGUAGAUCCGCUACGUUGCUGGGAAUAAUAUUUGCAUUACCAUUUUGGCAAGUUAUGUAGUCACAUCGCAUUUAUGCUAUAUAAAUAAUAAAAAUUAAAUACAAGCCA